AUGGCCGCAUAUGAUGACCAACAUAGCAGGAUUCCCGAAAAUGUCUUUUUGGGUGUGUUUUGGGCUCUGACCUCAAUCUCAUUUCUUUUCGUCUUGUUCCGUGUAUACGUCCAACUCACCUCGUUCCGCCGUCUCUUUAUCGACGAUUUUCUCGUCAUAUCUGCAUGGAUCAUUAUACUCAGUGCCGCUAUCAUAUGGCAGGUGAAAGGCAAAAUCUUAUACGAACUAUAUGCCAUAAGCGCGGGCACGAAGCCGUUUACCCUGGACUUCUUGCCACGAUACAACGUCUUCAUGCGGUACAAUGCACCAUUCCAGAUUCUAUUCUAUACGGGACUGUGGUGCAUCAAGUUCUCCUUCAUGGCAUUCUUUUACCGGCUCUGCUCGAAGGUGAAGAAGUUCCGCAUAUGGUGGUUUGUUGUGCUCUUCUGCACUGCAGCUGUCUACAUCGCCUCGAUCGGUGACAUUGAAUAUAAGUGCAGCUUGGGAGGAAUUGAAUAUAUUGUCAGUAUGUACUACCUCUCGUCACUCGGCAUACAGCAACCAUCUCCAAUGACAUGGCUAAUCGACAAAUCUCCAGCUCAAUGUCCACAACUCCAUCAUAUUCACUACGAAAACCGCAGUUUCUGGGCAAACGCCGCUGGCGACGUGAUCACGGACUUGAUGAUCCUAUCAAUCCCCUUCAUCGUGCUAUGGAACACUCGCAUCUCGCGCCGCAAGAAGCUCGUCCUGCUGAGUAUGUUUUCGGCAACGGUGGUGAUCAUGAUAAGCGCCAUCAUCCGCGUAGCGGUCGGAAUGGAGUACGACCGACAGAUCAACAUCGAUUGGCUCUGUUUCUGGAGCUUUGUCGAGGUUGACAUCGCAAUCAUUGUUUCAUGCGUCCCUUCCCUGCGUCAGCUUUUCAUCACUACUCAUGGUCCAAACUCGGGUGGCAAAGCGUCCUAUCCGAACACUUAUGAGCCCAUGCUCAAGAAGUCAAAUGAAGCGUGUAAGCAGGACAAGUCAGCCUCUGUUGGAGACAUUGAGUCGCCCUCUGUUGAUGAGGUACCAAUGUCGCCAUUGAGCGUUGUUCAUGUUCGCACCGACUACGAGGUCACUUCCGCCUCUGCGGACAUAUGCGGAGGUGAUACAAAACCCCAGCAGUAG
Messenger RNA from Penicillium olsonii, 1143 nucleotides. Lineage: Eukaryota; Fungi; Ascomycota; Eurotiomycetes; Eurotiales; Aspergillaceae. The record is from the annotation of a GenBank genome assembly.